This is a messenger RNA of Lymnaea stagnalis (great pond snail), 16134 nucleotides long. NCBI's taxonomy places the organism in Eukaryota, Metazoa, Mollusca, Gastropoda, Lymnaeidae. The record is from the annotation of a GenBank genome assembly.
AUAUUGGUGUCAAACAAGAUGGUGGGCUUAGGCUGACAACUUGUGUAGAAAUAUAUUUCGAGCAGAAUUCUGCCUUAUUGCCCCUCACAGUACUUAGCCAUCAUGGCAACCAUCACUCAAACCUUGCAGCGGGUAUUGCCAAUUCCAUCAAGAACACAUGAUUAUCUUUAUGGUAACUAUGAGGCCUAGCAGUACUCACACAAACUUAGUUAACACUGAAGAACACUGAAUAACAGUAACAGUUAACUUUGACUACUUUGACAGAAGUUUUAAUUAUUGUCCGAUUGCCAUAAAUAAUAAACCAUUUUAAAGGACUAGCUAUAAGCUUUGCAAAAAUACCAAUUUCGCCUUUCUUUAUUUUAUAGAAAUUAAGUUAUGUUUUUUUUUGGGUGAAUCUUUUGAACACCCUUCUUAAUAUUAAUAUAUAAAUUUGUAUUUUACUGCAAAAACUAGUGGCUGACUUUCCAAAAUUUCUGACUUAUUUGCCCAAAACUUUUUUAUUUUACAAGAUAAUGCUAUCAGAUUUUCAGGAGACAUUUUCAAUGCAAUAUACAACUACAACACAAUAAAUAACACAACUUUUAUAUAAUAAUAUCAAGACUUGUAUUGCUGAUAAUUUUUUUUUUUAGUGUUUGUUAAGAAAAAUGUUAACAGAAUAAAUGGAAAAAUUAAAAUUUAUAAAGGAAAAAACAAAAUAUUAGCAUGUUUAUUGUAUUUUUUUUUAAAGUAUAUGCUUCAUUUAAAUUUUAAAUCAAUUCUUAUAUUUAUAAAAGGUAUAGUAGUAGUCUUUUUAAAAAUAAAGUUAAAUGCUUGAAAUUAUAAUUAUAAGUAAAAACUUCAAAAAAUAACCCAUAAGACUAAUACAAGCAUAUCAGGUUUGGUAUGUGAUUAAAUUUUAAAAGGUAAUGGGAAUAUUCUGCCUGUCAUGUUCUACUUAAACUGCUCUACAGACUUCUUGGUCUUGUUGUUGAAUCCCACAAUCUCUCCUUCAUAUAAACUUUGUAUUUGCCACCUACAUCCAAACAUGCCCCAUAGUCGACAGAUGGAAGAAAUUCCACCGAGUUCUUCAAUCUGUCAAUAGAUAAUUAAAAUUUUCUCUUAUGUCUGAAAUAACCCUAGAAAUAACAUCUAAUCAUAUUAAAUCAUAAUCCUAAAUUUACAAAUUUUUUAAUUAAUAUUAUUCAAUUUUUGUCAUUAUUUAUAGAAAAUUAUUUAAGAAAGUUUUUUUUAAAACUUUUUUAUUUUAUUAUUUAGAUUUGUUAUUAUUAGAAAUUAUCAGUAUAUUAUAAAAUUAGGCCUAAUUAAAAUUAAAUACCUUAUUAAAUUUAAAAAUAAUAAUUUAAAUUAGGCCUGUAAGUGUAGGUGUAGUAUUAGAAUAAUAUUAGUAGUAUAUUAGUAUUCGUUUAUUAAAAUUAAACUUAAGGGCUCAGUUAUAGAUUAAUAACAGUAUUUAAAACUUAGACUUGGACUUAGUAGCUAAGCUUAGGACUAUAAAUUAUAGUUGUAGGUCUAGAAAUAGUUGGUGUUGGCAUAUUUAAAUUAAAUUGUAUGUAUAUUUUUUAUUUCUGUAUUCAAAAAUUACAAUUUACUUAGACUUAUUCAGACAUUUAAAGAUUAUGGAAUAUCAAAACUCUUAUAUUGAUUGUUAUCAAGAGCAAAUUUUGUUUCCGGUAAAUAUACAAAAAAUUGAGAAAUUUAUUUUUUCCGUCCGGUGAUGGGAGGGUGAUGACAAUUUGAAAGGGCUAGUAUUAUUCUGGAAAAUGGAAUAUGGACUAUUUCAAAGUUAUUCCUCAUCCAAUAAAGAUGCUAAAGAGGAUUCUUUAGGUUCCAAUGUUGUGCAUUUGAUACAAAUAAGCAUUUAAGUAUUUUCAGCUUAGGGGGCGUCCAUUAAUAACGUCUACAAAAUGGGAGAGGGGGUUUGGAAAUGUUUGACAGUUGUUGACAAGGGGGGGGGUUAAAUUAGUUGACGUCAAUAAUCAUGUUUUCUAUAUUAAAAUUUUAAUCUUAAAAUUGACUGAUAAUUACAUUAUUUUAAAAAAAAAUUGUAAGUGUUAUUGAGUGUAAAUAGACAUAUAAUUUUUAGGCUUUUAAUAAUAUAAGAAUUAUUUAAUGUGUGUCUGUCUGUGCACUGCAGAUGGCUGGUCAGAAUGUUAGUGCAAGAGAAGUCAAAAGUUAAAUGAUAUUAAUAGAGUAGGAAAACAAUAUUUUGAGAAUUAGGGAAAUGUAAAGUGAGUAACAAUAAUAAAAUCGCUGCUUAAACAGAUUUGCAAAAUCUCUAACAUCUAUUUUGCAUCACAAAUCAUGUUGAAAAAGAACAACAAGGAGCAAGGAGAUAGAGAGAAUUUAUGGCAAUUAUUGCUUAUAAUGGUUCUAUUCCAAGUGCUGAAUGGUUAUAUGAGGAUGAUGUUGACUUAUAUCUAGCCUAUUUUGAAAAUUUCUGGCCUUGUAAUACUACUGGCAUCUGUCCGUUACAAUGUGACGAUGGGGUGGGCUUCGGAGGACGAAAUCCACAUGGCCUGGGAUUAUACUUCAACAGCAAAUCGCCUCUCUAUCUAUCUGGGUAACCCAAGGGAACAUCAUUGGAUGAUACAGCUUGGCUACCAGUGACGUCUGAGGAGUAGUCAGAAUGUUUCAUUGUAUCAAUGUAUGUUUCGGGACUCCAUCUCCGGGUUUGAUUUCAGGGUUUCCUUCCCUUCUCUUAGAUGAGUUGCCAUCCAGGGUUAACGGGUCCCAUCUUCCCGGGGUGCUGGUGAUGUUUUUUCUUGACUGGGCUCUUGCUGGAAUUGAACUCCAGACCACUAACUUGAGAUUUGCUCAAUUUAGACCACUCGACCACCCAGCACCCUAAUACUACUAUAAAUUUUGAAAGUUUAGGCCUAUAAAGUUAAGUUCACACUCCAGAUUUGUUACAGCCAGUUCAAGUUCAGUUGUGAAUCCAUGUUUAGAAUCCACUGAUAUUUGUAGAUGUUUAAAAUCUCCAGCAGACAAAGAUAUCCUACUUAAAUGUUCACACUGAGCUGUCACAACUAUGCAAAACUCUUGCAUAUAUUUAUCAAUUUUAAAAUUAUGUGCUACCAUUGAGGUCAGCAACCUGAGGCUGCAUGUUUCUCUUUCAAUGAAUAAAUUCUUUCAUAUAUCAUUUCAACAAUAACCACACAUACAAGAGAAAAUUAAGACCUAAAAUUUAAAAAAAAAAAUAAAAAAAAAAUAAAAAAAGCAACUUGAAUGAACUCCAUUUGUUUAAAAACAAGACCUUGUCUCUCUAAAAUCUUUUCUUGUCAUGUCCACUGAAAUGAAAAUCAAACUGGAUAUUAAUUUCACAAAUUGAAACCUUUGAAUUACAAAAUAUGGCUAUUAUAGAAUACAACUAAUAAUUAAAAAUUGUAAAUAAGUCAACUGAUAUUAAAUUCAUUGUGACCACUCCAUUUUCUACCAUUUGCUAUGUUACUAACUUGUCAGCUGAUGAAACAUAUGAUGGGAUUGUUUUUGUAAAAUGCCGGCAAACAAUAUACUUGAACACACACCAAACACAUGAUAAUGAAACUUGUUGGCCCCAUUUAUGUUACAACAUGGAGCAUAUAGGCCUACUCUCAGGAAUAUUGUGAAUUGUAUUGAAAGAGCAUUCUGGUAGUAAAAAUAGACAAGUAAGUCUAGUAAUAGAGAUGUCUGACUUUCACUACCCAUAGUUGUCGAAAGGGUAAUUAUUUAAAUUUUUUAUUUCUCUUAUCGAGGCACACAUUGUCAUUAGGGUUAUUCUAAAAUAAAUAAGAGCGCUAAACAUUUUUUCUUGAAAUACUUUUCAACAAUGUCUAUGCCAUUUAAGAGUUAGACCUAUCAAUGCAUUCAUCAAUGUUCUUAUAUAUUAUUGUUUGGAAAUCUUUAAUAAAAUAAAACUUGUAUAAAAAUAUCUAAAUACAAGUUUAUUGUUUUCAGGAGGCAAGGGAAGACUAAAAAAAUACAUCACCAGGCUUAUUAUAUGUUAUUCAAGGACAAAAUAUUGAUAUUGCAGUAAAAAGUUCAAUAUUGUAUCUCUAUCCAAUGUGAUUUGCAAUAUGAUUAGUGUUAAAAUUUGAUAAUUAAUUAGAUUUUACAAAGGUGUGAUCGCUAAUGAGUUUUAUGGCUCCCCAAAAUACAGUUGAUUUUUUACUAAAUACAUGUUGCAGUAAUAGAAGUGAUUGAGAAGGUGUGAAACAAAAAGCAGAGAAUUUACAACAGAUGAAAUUCAAUGGGUCAUAAGGACUGGUAGAAAUGACAAUUUUUCAAGACGAAGAGUUGCAUUUUCAGUUUACUUGGGCAAUGCCAAAUAAGUAUUUGGAUUUGCAUUUUCACAUAGCUUAAAGGUUGAUUUUAUGGCUUUAAACACUUUUAUAGUGCUAAAAUUCUCCAAAAUAAACCAAUUAUAAAUAAUUUAUCAAAAAUAAAAUGAAAGAUAAAAAAAAAUAAAUCGCAGGGAAAAGUUGAACGGCUAGGAAAAAAUACUAAAAGACCUGGAAAGAAUAAAAGAAGCUUAAUAUAGGCCAAUGAAAAGUUUUAAUCCCAGUCUGAAGAUAAAUAACUUAUUUUGCACAGAUUUUACUUUUGUUUUGUCGUUUUUCUUAGUUAUUUCAGUUUUCUCGUUUUCAAUAUUUUUGGUCACCUAUAUCAUUAUAUAUCUGUUAAUUUAUUAUCCAAACAUCACCAAAUUUUCACAGUAUGUUCCAGUACAUUGACCAAUAAUAAGCAUUCUAAUAACUUAGAAUUAAGAUAAUUUUCUUAGAUAAGAAAAUAGGUAAAAAAGAAUUCACCCACUCCCCUUUUUUUUUGUGCAAAAUUUUGUGACCCUGUAGAUUUAUAACAAGUUCGUAUUUUAAAAAUUCCUGAUAUUCAAAGUUUUAUUAUAUGUUAAAUAAUGUAUUUGUUAAAUCGUAUGGCAGUAACUACAGAUUUGUAUAAUUCUAACUGUUUGGAACAAAAACAACUUAAAGAAUACAAAUCGUGGAGGUUUUAUGGGUGCAAUGGCAACCAAUGGAACUUAAAAGAUUUAUUUUGUUACCUCCUUUUCAAUACCAAAGAAAAUGUAAGUGAAAAAUUUCCCAUUGGAAGCCAAACAAAAACGUUAGAUUUUUCACCCCGCCUCCCUUUAAGGCUACAAAUAAUAUUAUCUAAAACUUAAAUCUUUAUUAAUAUUUCAGAUCAAAAUUAUAUCUUAUCUUCUGCCCAAGAUCAUGGAAAAGCUACAUUUCAAGCCCAUACCAAUACAAGUCGCAUUGUAAGUUCAAAAUUGAUAUAGCAACCAAAUGGAACUAAAAAGCCAUUUGGGUUUUUGCAUAAGAAAUUUAAAUCUCCUUAGCAGUACCCUAGAGCCCAUUUUGUUCCCAACUCAUACAAAAAGAAGUAUCAUCUUUUUACAAUAAAAAAAUUCCUUAACGAAUUUAGUAUUUUAGUAAUAUGAGACUUGGAAAAGAAAAAGGAAGACUUAUUUUUGCAAAACACUUGUCCAAAACUGUCUGUUUGGAAUGCUAAUACAUUGUUAUACAGCAGAUCAGUGGUUUUCAAUGAGGGUGCCCCAGCACCCAAGGGUACACCAAGGAAUCCUAGGCAUGCCCAAAAAUAUCCCUUGCCCCCCAAAAAAAAUAUUUUUUUAAAAAUAAAUUGAUCGUUUGCUGUAUUUCUUUUUUAAUUUCUCUAGAAAUUUCAGUUAGAAAUAUCUUUGAUUAAACAAUUUUCCUUCGAAAAAAUUUCUGUAAUACAAAUAUCUGUAUGCCUUUGAAAGCAUACUGGAGAAAAAUGAGUGGGAAAUUAUCUGAUGUUGAGGCAAAAUGUAACGUUCAUGACAUCAUGACUGACAAGAUGAGUGUUUGCAGUCUUGGUUCUAUACAAUUAUCUGCAGGAGCCUGAAAAGUCCAGUCUGGCCCAGAACAAUCUGAGUUCAUCAAAUCUAUGAAAGUGCUGUUGAGGGGCAUCUGAUGUUCUUGAAAUACAUAUUGAAAUUCAAAUAAGUACACAACAGAUUCCCCUUACUAAAAAUUUUAUAGAUCUGAUGAAGACAGUUUACUUGGUGACACAGAUUUUUUGUGUGCAGACACUUGUUCUUCCCCUAGAUUGCAGGUCUCUUCAUGUAAUUCCAUGGGGACAUACAGAACAGAAUUCUUUAACAUUAGAGAACUUAUAAAUCAGCAGCAAUAUGAAGAAAGACUGUGCUCUCACAGUCACACACUCUGCAACUUUUAAUGCCCCUCAAGCAUGCUUUUAAAAGACUGCAACAAGAUGGCCAACAUACACACUAGGUUUUAUGUCAAGCUGUUCAACACUAUCCUUCUCUAUGAAAAGACUUUGUCAGAAAAUGUCUCAUCAGUGAAUCAUCACAAAGUGCUUCGUCAUUGAACUGCUAUUCAUGGAAAAUAAAAUACAUUAUUUUGUAGAUUGCCUCUUUCAUUCCUGCAAGGAAGCUGGACUGACCAUCACCAUUAAAAAGAAUAGUGUUGUUUUAAGAAGACCAGGUUGAACAAGAGAGUCUGGAAAAACUAUAAGCUCAAAAAGUGGAAUAAACUUGACAUCUACACAGCAUGUAUGCUCAAUCUUGUAAGAUCUUGGGGUUAACCAACAUAAAAACCCUGAACAAAGGGCUUACCACAUUACACAGUGUCAAACACUGAGGUCCAUGCAUUUGCCAACAUAUGCUGCAAGCUUUUCACUCAAAUUGAGGGUGUGGUGAGAGGUCUUCUACUUUGGGCAUUGCUGUAAAACAGGAAUGAAAAACCAGAAGAAAUGGAAUCAUGCAGCAUACUUUACCAUUCAUCUGCAUAGAGUGCAGCAAGGACUGCCACUCUAAGAUCAGACUUUUGAGCUAGACUCAGUACAGACAGGAAGCUCUGAAAUGGUCUUAUGAAACUAGACUACAAAUUUCAGACAUCAAAUACCAUGCCUCAUGAAACUGGACUACAAAUUUCAGACAUCAAAUACCAUGCCUCAUGAAACUGGACUACACAUUUCAGACAUCAAAUACCAUGCCUCAUGAAACUGGACUACAAAUUUCAGACAUCAAAUACCAUGCCUCAUGAAACUGGACUACACAUUUCAGACAUCAAAUACCAUGCCUCAUGAAACUGGACUACAAAUUUCAGACAUCAAAUACCAUGCCUCAUGAAACUGGACUACACAUUUCAGACAUCAAAUACCAUGCCUCAUGAAACUGGACUACAAAUUUCAGACAUCAAAUACCAUGCCUCAUGAAACUGGACUACACAUUUCAGACAUCAAAUACCAUGCCUCAUGAAACUGGACUACAAAUUUCAGACAUCAAAUACCAUGCCUCAUGAAACUGGACUACACAUUUCAGACAUCAAAUACCAUGCCUCAUGAAACUGGACUACAAAUUUCAGACAUCAAAUACCAUGCCUCAUGAAACUGGACUACACAUUUCAGACAUCAAAUACCAUGCCUCAUGAAACUGGACUACAAAUUUCAGACAUCAAAUACCAUGCCUCAUGAAACUGGACUACACAUUUCAGACAUCAAAUACCAUGCCUCAUGAAACUGGACUACAAAUUUCAGACAUCAAAUACCAUGCCUCAUGAAACUGGACUACACAUUUCAGACAUCAAAUACCAUGCCUCAUGAAACUGGACUACAAAUUUCAGACAUCAAAUACCAUGCCUCAUGAAACUGGACUACACAUUUCAGACAUCAAAUACCAUGCCUCAUGAAACUGGACUACAAAUUUCAGACAUCAAAUACCAUGCCUCAUGAAACUGGACUACACAUUUCAGACAUCAAAUACCAUGCCUCAUGAAACUGGACUACAAAUUUCAGACAUCAAAUACCAUGCCUCAUGAAACUGGACUACACAUUUCAGACAUCAAAUACCAUGCCUCAUGAAACUGGACUACAAAUUUCAGACAUCAAAUACCAUGCCUCAUGAAACUGGACUACACAUUUCAGACAUCAAAUACCAUGCCUCAUGAAACUGGACUACAAAUUUCAGACAUCAAAUACCAUGCCUCAUGAAACUGGACUACACAUUUCAGACAUCAAAUACCAUGCCUCAUGAAACUGGACUACAAAUUUCAGACAUCAAAUACCAUGCCUCAUGAAACUGGACUACACAUUUCAGACAUCAAAUACCAUGCCUCAUGAAACUGGACUACAAAUUUCAGACAUCAAAUACCAUGCCUCAUGAAACUGGACUACACAUUUCAGACAUCAAAUACCAUGCCUCAUGAAACUGGACUACAAAUUUCAGACAUCAAAUACCAUGCCUCAUGAAACUGGACUACACAUUUCAGACAUCAAAUACCAUGCCUCAUGAAACUGGACUACAAAUUUCAGACAUCAAAUACCAUGCCUCAUGAAACUGGACUACACAUUUCAGACAUCAAAUACCAUGCCUCAUGAAACUGGACUACAAAUUUCAGACAUCAAAUACCAUGCCUCAUGAAACUGGACUACACAUUUCAGACAUCAAAUACCAUGCCUCAUGAAACUGGACUACAAAUUUCAGACAUCAAAUACCAUGCCUCAUGAAACUGGACUACACAUUUCAGACAUCAAAUACCAUGCCUCAUGAAACUGGACUACAAAUUUCAGACAUCAAAUACCAUGCCUCAUGAAACUGGACUACACAUUUCAGACAUCAAAUACCAUGCCUCAUGAAACUGGACUACACAUUUCAGACAUCAAAUACCAUGCCUCAUGAAACUGGACUACACAUUUCAGACAUCAAAUACCAUGCCUCAUGAAACUGGACUAAAGAUUUCAGACAUCCAAUACCAUGCCUCAUGAAAUUGGACUACAAAUUUCAGACAUCAAAUAUCAUGCCUCAUGAAACUGGACUACAAAUUUCAGUCAUCAAAUACCAUGCCUCAUGAAACUGGACUACACAUUUCAGACAUCAAAUACCAUGCCUCAUGAAACUGGACUACAAAAUUCAGACAUCAAAUACCAUGCCUCAUGAAACUGGACUACAAAUUUCAGACAUCAAAUACUAUGCCCCAUGAAACUGGACUACACAUUUCAGACAUCAAAUACCAUGCCUCAUGAAAGUGGACUACACAUUUCAGACAUCAAAUACCAUGGUUCAUGAAACUGGACUACAAAUUUCAGACAUCAAAUACCAUGCCUCAUGAAACUGGACUACACAUUUCAGACAUCAAAUACCAUGCCUCAUGAAACUGGACUAGAAAUUUCAGACAUCAAAAACCAUGCCUCAUGAAAGUGGACUACACAUUUCAGACAUCAAAUACCAUGGUUCAUGAAACUGGACUACAAAUUUCAGACAUCAAAUACCAUGCCUCAUGAAACUGGACUAUAAAUUUCAGACAUCAAAUACCAUGCCUCAUGAAACUGAACUAAAAAUAUUUCAGACAUCAAAUACCAUGCCUCAUGAAACUGGACUACACAUUCCAGACAGCAAAUACCAUGCCUCAUGAAACUGGACUACAGAUUUCAGACAUCAAAUACCAUGCCUCAUGAAACUGGACUACAAAUUUCAGACAUCACAUACUAUGCCCCAUGAAACUGGACUACAGAUUUCAGACAUCAAAUACCAUGCCUCAUGAAACUGGACUACAAAUGUCAGACAUCAAAUACCAUGCCUCAUGAAACUGGACUACAAAUUUCACACAUCAAAUGCCAUGCCUCAUGAAACUGGACUACAUAUUUCAGACAUCAUAUACCAUGCCUCAUGAAACUGGACUACAAAUUUCAGAUAGCAAAUACUAUGCCUCAUGAAACUGGACUACACAUUUCAGACAUCAAAUACAAUGCCUCAUUAAACUGGACUACAAAUUUCAGACAUCAAAUACCAUGCCUCAUGAAACUGGACUACACAUUUCAGACAUCAAAUACCAUGCCUCAUGAAACUGGACUACAAAUUUCAGACAGCAAAUACCAUGCCUCAUGAAACUGGACUACAAAUUUCAGACAUCAAAUAUCAUGCCUCAUGAAACUGGACUACACAUUUCAGACAUCAAAUACCAUGCCUCAUGAAACUGGACUACAAAUUUCAGACAUCAAAUACCAUGCCUCAUGAAACUGGACUACAAAUUUCAGACAUCAAAUACCAUGCCUCAUGAAACUGGACUACACAUUUCAGACAUCAAAUACCAUGCCUCAUGAAACUGGACUACAAAUUUCAGACAUCAAAUACCAUGCCUCAUGAAACUGGACUACACAUUUCAGACAUCAAAUACCAUGCCUCAUGAAACUGGACUACAAAUUUCAGACAUCAAAUACCAUGCCUCAUGAAACUGGACUACACAUUUCAGACAUCAAAUACCAUGCCUCAUGAAACUGGACUACAAAUUUCAGACAUCAAAUACCAUGCCUCAUGAAACUGGACUACACAUUUCAGACAUCAAAUACCAUGCCUCAUGAAACUGGACUACAAAUUUCAGACAUCAAAUACCAUGCCUCAUGAAACUGGACUACACAUUUCAGACAUCAAAUACCAUGCCUCAUGAAACUGGACUACAAAUUUCAGACAUCAAAUACCAUGCCUCAUGAAACUGGACUACACAUUUCAGACAUCAAAUACCAUGCCUCAUGAAACUGGACUACAAAUUUCAGACAUCAAAUACCAUGCCUCAUGAAACUGGACUACACAUUUCAGACAUCAAAUACCAUGCCUCAUGAAACUGGACUACAAAUUUCAGACAUCAAAUACCAUGCCUCAUGAAACUGGACUACACAUUUCAGACAUCAAAUACCAUGCCUCAUGAAACUGGACUACAAAUUUCAGACAUCAAAUACCAUGCCUCAUGAAACUGGACUACACAUUUCAGACAUCAAAUACCAUGCCUCAUGAAACUGGACUACAAAUUUCAGACAUCAAAUACCAUGCCUCAUGAAACUGGACUACACAUUUCAGACAUCAAAUACCAUGCCUCAUGAAACUGGACUACAAAUUUCAGACAUCAAAUACCAUGCCUCAUGAAACUGGACUACACAUUUCAGACAUCAAAUACCAUGCCUCAUGAAACUGGACUACAAAUUUCAGUCAUCAAAUACCAUGCCUCAUGAAACUGGACUACACAUUUCAGACAUCAAAUACCAUGCCUCAUGAAACUGGACUCCAAAUUUCAGACAUCAAAUACCAUGCCUCAUGAAACUGGACUACACAUUUCAGACAUCAAAUACCAUGCCUCAUGAAACUGGACUACACAUUUCAGACAUCAAAUACCAUGCCUCAUGAAACUGGACUACACAUUCCAGACAGCAAAUACCAUGCCUCAUGAAACUGGACUACACAUUCCAGACAGCAAAUACUAUGCCUCAUGAAACUGGACUACAGAUUUCAGACAUCAAAUACCAUGCCUCAUGAAACUGGACUACACAUUCCAGACAGCAAAUACCAUGCCUCAUGAAACUGGACUACAGAUUUCAGACAUCAAAUACCAUGCCUCAUGAAACUGGACUACACAUUUCAGACAUCAAAUACCAUGCCUCAUGAAACUGGACUACAAAUUCCAGACAUCAAAUACCAUGCCUCAUGAAACUGCUCUACACGUUUCAGACAUCAAAUACCAUGCCUCAUGAAACUGGACUACAAAUUUCAGACAUCAAAUACCAUGCCUCAUGAAACUGGACUAAAAAUUUCAGACAUCAAAUACCAUGCCUCAUGAAACUUGACUACAAAUUUCAGACAUCAAAUACCAUGCCUCAUGAAACUGGACUAUACAUUCCAGACAGCAAAUACCAUGCCUCAUGAAACUGGACUACACAUUCCAGACAAGCAAAUACCAUGCCUCAUGAAACUGGACUACAAAUUUCAGACAUCAAAUACCAUGCCUCAUGAAACUGGACUAAAAAUUUCAGACAUCAAAUACCAUGCCUCAUGAAACUGGACUACACAUUCCAGACAGCAAAUACCAUGCCUCAUGAAACUGGACUACAAAUUUCAGACAGCAAAUACCAUGCCUCAUGAAACUGGACUACACAUUUCAGACAUCAAAUACCAUGCCUCAUGAAACUUUACUACAAAUUUCAGACAUCAAAUACCAUGCCUCAUGAAACUGGACUACAGAUUUCAGACAUCAAAUACCAUGCCUCAUGCACUUUAUCAGAAAUUGCAUGUUAAUUUCUUUUGUUCAUGUUAAAACAAUCUUGAAAAUAUUAUGAUGGGCUCCCAGCAAAUGUUAACUUGUUUCAGAUUUAAAUAUCUUUGUAACUUGCCCUUCACCAUUCUCUCCACUAAGUAGCCUCCAUAUAAACUAUUGCUGUAAGAAGUUCCUUAUCUCAUGAUUAUAAAUGUUGAUAAUUUUGACUAAUCAGCUGUAUCUUUUAAUGUCUUGCCUUUAGAAACGUGUGCCUAUUUACAAAACAAUGUUUUCUGAACUUCGGCACCAUCCUCGAUUUCAAGUGCAUCUUGAUUUAACUGAUCCUGUACCAAAGUUCAUUAGCAGAGAAUGGAGAGGUCAUGGUAACCAGCACAGAGAGGCAAUGAUUAGAUAUGCCACGUAAGGUUGAUUUGAAAUUUAUAACAGUUACAUGAAUCCAAUAAAGUAACAUGAAAACUAAAGUUUAUUCCAUAAAGUAAUUAUGAAGUAGGUUUUAUUUUAUUAACAAUUUAGGUGGUUCAUUAAAAAAAAUGCUUUUAAUUAUUCAUAAUGAGAAUACAUUUAAAAUACACAUAUUCAUUCUUUCUAUUAAGAUUUUUUUUAAAAAUCAUGCUUUUUGGGAAUCAUUCUUGUUAGGGUUUUUAUGUAAAAUUAUUUAAACUAGUUUCCAGCUGGUUUACAUUCAGUGCAUAAUUAAUUAUGUGAUUGAUAUAUCUAUAUUCAAAUUAAAUCAUUCAAGGAGGCAUCGAUAUCAAUGGUAACAAAAAAUAUAAAGUAACUAUAAACAUGUCCAAUUAACCCUCUUCAGGCGACAGGGCCGAUCAAUCAACCCAAGAGUUGAAUGGCAAAAAAGACAAUGGGUCAAUCCAUCAGCCUGAUAAUGCAAGCCUUAAUAUUGGCUGGCCAAUAAAAUUAAUUCUUGCAUUUCUCGCUCAUAUAGGCAUUUUGAUGGCGGCUUUCAUUGAUAGUCAUUUUUUUUUAUGGCGGCUUUCAUUGAUAGUCAUUUUAUAUCCAUUUUUUUUUUGUACCAAGUGAUGUCUAUGAAUUCUUAGAAAAUAUUGUCAGAAGACAACAGCACCCGCGGUGACAUACUUUAUGCAGUUUUCACAUUGAAUCUUAUACAAAUAUUUGUUGUGACUUGUUAAGGCUUCACCAAUCAGAAACCUCACCCAAAUUCUUGCAACAAAGACAUGUUUACUCUAAAUGUAAAAAAAUAAAAAAUAAUUCAUGCAUAAAUUAUUCAAAUCAUGAUGGAUCAUUUGAAUAACUGUUGAGAUAUUAGUUUGAUCCAUAAAGAUUGUUUCAGUUCAUUCAAUGCCCUGCAACAAUAUAUUUAGUUUUUGCAACAUAAGUUCAGGAUUUGUGAAAAGGGCUCCAGUUUCUUGGAGCUAAAGCUUCAAAAAGGUUCCAUUUCAAGAGGGUUAAUUUAGUUUAUUGCAUAACUAAGGCCAAUUAAUAUAUUCACCACUGACUGAGCAGUUAAAAUGAAGGUCAUAUGAAUUUCAAAACUCUAAAAUAAUUUUUUUUUCUCCUUAAUAAAACCAACAUUCAUAUGAGCAUUAAUUUAUUACUAUAUAGAAAAAUAAUCUUUAUUGAUUGGAUUAAAUAUUACAUCAUCAUUUUAUUCACCAAAAAUAUAAUAGUUUAAAUAACCCAGAACACUUGAUCUGAUCAGAUUUAACUGUGAUCCUUCCGUACAAGUACCAAGGCAAGACCUGACUGACUUUAAAAAUGCUGAUGUUAUUGGAAGAAACCGCUUCAUCUAUUUUAGAAGGUAGAAAAUUAAUUGUAGUUUCAAAUUUACAAAAUUUAAAUGUAAAAAUUUUAUAUUCCAAAUUGAUGCUAAAGUCAACUUGUUAAAUUCUAUUUUUAUGGAAGCUCAUAAAAAAGCAAGGAUAAUUCAGAUAAUGGAAAAAGUCAAGAAGUUUAAUUUGGAGAGAUAUUUUAACAUUUUGAAAAUCAUAAUCAUUUUUAGUUGCAUAUAUCAGGAAUAGUCAGAUCACCCUAUAUGUAAAUAUAUAUUUUAAAAAAUUCUUUUAUUAUCUUUAAAUUUCCUCAGGCCCAUGAUUCCAUUUCUUCAGCAAGUUCCUCCAGAGGUUCUUCUAGCUACUGCUAGGUGAAUAAAAAUAUGUGUUUAUUAUUUUAUUACAUUUAUACAGUAAUUGAAGAAGUUUAAUUUUAUGAGCUUUCACUUAAAGCAACAGAUAAAAAGAAUUGUGUUUGAUGCUAACAUCUAGGACAUCUUUUAUCAUCUGAGCUUAAAAUGUACCACAAAUGAUGUCCCACACUAAGUGUUAGGGAUAAUGUAAAUAUCUAAAUCCAUAAGAUCCUACACUUCUAUAAGCUAUAAAAAAGCAUGCUUAAGUAGCUUUAAAACAACAACCGCAUUAAAGUUUAUAGAUGACUUUUUAGGUCAGUGAAUCAAUAAUUAAAAAAAGGAUUGAUAAGAUAAAUCAUAUAAAAUUUCAUAUUUUCAUUAAAUAUUGAUGACUUAUAUCAACAAAUUAAAAAAAAUUUCUAUUAUGCUUAAUUGAUGAACAGAUUAAUCUUAAAAUUAAUAAGAAAUAUUUGCAGUGAAACAUUUAAAACUUCAUGGAUUUAAUAUAAUAAUAAAGUUUUUGUCUAAUAUUAAUUAUAGAAUCAUUUUUUUUUAAAAAUGAAAACCAAUUAAACAAACUUGACAUUUUUUAAAGAAAGAAAUUACUUUUAAGAUAUUUUUUACUCCUCACAUCACUCAAAUUAUAUACACACUGAUUUGCUUUGCUGAUUGGCUGAAGGUAAAUGCUGUCUGAUGGAUAUUUUCUUAAUAGUCUCAACAUAAAACACAUGAAUAUGAAUUUUUUCCAUAAAAAUUUGGAAACUUUAUUAAUAUUUUUAAGAAAUAAUAAUGCUUCAUAAAAUUCAUUCAGUUACAUUUUAUUAAGAAGAAAAAAAUUAUGGUUAUUUUCUAGACAAGAUCCUCUAUCUGGACCAGAGAAUAUUACAGCCAAACGUCCUCGUACCCCACCUACAAAAACUAUUGAAACACAGACAGACUAUCGAGAUCAAGAAAUUCAAACAGAUCCCUACACUCCUGAAUAUGUUGUGCGUCCAGGAGAGGCACCAGAACUUCUAACACUAGCUACAUUAUCGUUUGGUAUGUCAUAAAGUAUUGAUCAAGUUUUAAUUAUUUCUUAUAAAUAAAUAAGUUGAAUUUAAAUUAUGAUAAUUUUAAUUUCUAUGUUUCACUUAUUCAGUGCUAUUAAAAAGAUCUGUUAUAGAAACUGUAAAUAUGUUACAGAGACUUUCAUGUUUUAGAUACUGCCUGCAUGUUAUAGAAAUUCAAUUUUUUAAUAUAUGAAAAAGAAAUGUGAGGUUAAAUUAUUUCUUUAAUCUGUUUAUAUAUUUAGCCAUUAAGAAAGAUUUCUAUCAGUCAGUGUUGUUGUGAGGCAAUGUCUUAUUAAUAUACUAGAAAGAUUAGACAAUCAUCUAUCAUGUACUCCAAAUGAAGUAACACACUAAGUGAUAGGAAUGAUGUAAAUAUCUAAAUCGAUAAGAUCCUCUACUUCUAUAAACUAGAAGAAAAGCAUGGUCUAGUUUAUGUAAAGUGGGAUUUACCUGAAGGGUUUUGUAAUAUGCCAGAUUUUUUACAAGGAUGUUCUCUUGGAGACUUUUCAUAAUCUGCCUAAAAUAUUUAUGUGCUUCUUUGAUAUAGCAUUUCUUUGUGAGUGAGUUACACAGUUUAAAUUAGUCAUAUAUAAAUGAUUUUGUCGCAGGUGGUUGAAGGAAUUCCAAGUAAUUUAGCAUAUUUCUUAAAAAUGAACACAAGAAUGUUAAAAAGGAUAAAUAAAUGAUUUCCAGUUGUCAUUUCCAAUUAAUACGAUUUUAAAAUUAUCAAGUCCAGAUAAAUUAAUGCUGUAAACAUUUUCCUUGGCCAGGUCGAGGAUUACCAGCUGGCCUAGCAGAAGUCGAAAUGAUUGAACGUGCUAGGGCUAAAAGAGCUUGGGAAGCCAACCUUCCUCCUCUCAGUGAUGUAUCACAACUUGAGAAGAGAAGGAAAAUGAUGGAUGCUAUGGAGAGAAAAGAGUGGGCUCUCAGAGAAAAUGAAAUUGAAAAGUAG